Molecule: messenger RNA, 723 nt
Organism: Phytophthora megakarya
Lineage: Eukaryota; Oomycota; Peronosporomycetes; Peronosporales; Peronosporaceae
Source: the annotation of a GenBank genome assembly
AUGAUCAACCAUUCAAGAUCUCCAUGGGCAUCGCCGAUCGUCGUGAUCAUCGAGAAGAAUGUGCCGGCGGAUAAUUGGGAUCAGCUAUGCGACCGUGUCGAAGAUCUGCUGGAGGCGUGCGACAAAUGGAACUUGUCGAUCAGCGUUGUCAAGAGCUUCUGGGGCAUGCCCAAGGUGGAAUAUCUCGGUCACAAGGUAUCGCACGAUGGACUGGAGGCGAAUCCGAAGGAUCUGUCGGCGCUGACGGAUCUCGAGUUUCCCGGAUCCCUGCGUGCCAUGCAAUCCUUUUUGGGCAGCCUCAACUAUUACACUCGCCUCAUCGAAGAUUACGCGCUUUACGCGUCUGUGCUGUAUGAGUUGAGGGAGAUCGACUAUGCUGCGAUGGAGAAGGGCAUGAAUCGGAGCCGGAUCCAGCUAGCACUAGCAUCGGAAUCUCCGGAUCCAGACAUAGUGACCAAGGAUCCGACGAGUCCGCAAAGUUUGGAUCCGAGCCCGCGGGGUCCGGAUCCCGAACUUAGUGAUCAAGAUCCGGACCUAGCAGCACGGGAUCCGGCGCUUGCCUGUGUGAAGACGGCCAACCCCGAGAAUGACGAUCUUGCGGAUCUGGAUCCCAGGUGGAUCCAUGCUCACCGAUCCUUCAAGGUGCUAAAGGAGAAGAUCGCGAAGACACCGAUCUUCCGUCGAUCCGGAUCGACAAGCUGUGGUGGUGGUAUAUGCCAGUGA